Colletotrichum spaethianum is the source of this 1872-nucleotide messenger RNA. Its product is annotated as putative lipase. Lineage: Eukaryota; Fungi; Ascomycota; Sordariomycetes; Glomerellales; Glomerellaceae. The record is from RefSeq and is a predicted model, not a curated record. Gene Ontology annotation, biological process: neutral lipid catabolic process; piecemeal microautophagy of the nucleus; multivesicular body membrane disassembly. The coding region runs from base 1 to 1872 and encodes 623 amino acids. The transcript has a single exon. Gene Ontology annotation, molecular function: glycerophospholipase activity.
AUGAAACUGAGACUUGGGGGACGAGCGGAGUGCACCUCUGCGGGCAGAGUCACGGCACAGCUCCUCUUAUCGUUCCUCGCGAUAUCGCCAACACUAGCCUCCGUUGGGGAAGCAUCGAACCACGAAGAGUCGGUCCUCCAGCCUGGACCACUUCUCCCGCCCAGCACCCAGCAACCCGCUUCGGCCGAACACCUCUUCACGUUGCGACACAUCUUUCACCACGGCACAUAUCGGCAUCCUCAUCUGCACCGGAAGAAGGAUGUCCGCCACUCAGACGACGUCGAAAACCAAGUCUGGCUGGCCGAGGAGGACGGGUUCAAGAAGGAAAAGGUGAUGCCUCUCACCGUCCAGAGCGCACCACUGAAGAUCGAGCGUAUGGUCGACCGCCGGCCGUCUGUCGUCGACCCGAUGGUUACCGAAGCUCGACAGCGCGGCUAUGUCAACAUCAUGUCGCCAUCCGACUGGACUCUUGACGAGGUUCCUGGACCCAACAUCACCGAUAAAGCUACUGUCAUUAGCCUCGCAAUUAUGGCUGCGAACGCAUAUAUCGAGGAGGAGGGCCAGGCAGACUGGGAAGAGGUCGGUGGUCCGUACAACAGAAGCGCCGACUUUGGUUGGGAAACCGAUGGACUGCGUGGGCACAUCUGGGCAGACUCGACAAACUCCACUGUCGUGAUCGGGCUGAAAGGAACUUCUACUGCCAUUUUCGACGGAGAAGGAACCACCACGAACGACAAAGUCAACGACAAUCUCUUCUUCAGCUGUUGCUGUGCCCAGCAGGGACAGUGGACUUGGCAUCAAGUAUGCGAUUGUGCAACGUCUACGUACUCGUGCAACAACACCUGUGUCGUGCAAGCACUCCAGGAUGAGCACCGAUACUACACGGCGGCUAAGGAACUGUAUUCGAACGUCACAGAGAUAUUCCCCGACGCGAACAUUUGGCUUUCAGGCCACUCGCUGGGUGGCGCCGUCAGCUCUCUGCUGGGCCUGACCUAUGGCCUCCCUACCGUCACCUUCGAAGCCGUGCCAGAGGCGCUUGCUGCCGGAAGGCUGGGUCUUCCCGUACCCCCGGGCGCGGAUCAGAUGGUUCAUCAGGCCCGCCAGAAUACUGGUGCCUAUCACUUUGGCCAUACAGCAGACCCCAUCUAUAUUGGCACUUGCAAUGGGGCUACUGCGACGUGCUCUUUCGCUGGAUACGCCAUGGAGUCAGCUUGUCACACUGGCCUCGAGUGUGUCUACGAUGUCGUAGCCGACAAGGGUUGGAGAGUUGGCAUCGGAACUCACAAGAUUCGAUCUGUGAUCCACGACGUCAUCAUGAAAUACGACAAGGUGCCUGAGUGCAAGGCCACUCCUGAAUGCCGUGACUGCGCGAACUGGAAAAUGUACGAAAGCAACGGCACGGAGACGACCACAACGUCUAGGUCUUCAACAACGUCGAAGACGCGCACUCGGACAGCAACCUGCCAGACGCCAGGCUGGUGGGGUUGCUUGGAUGAGACGACGACUACUCCAGUCACGACUACAACGACCACCUCAACCACCUCAACUUGUAAGACGCCUGGAUGGUUUGGCUGCAAGGACGAGACCACGACCACUACCACGACUACCACUUCGACAACCACCACCUCGACGUCCACUACCUGCCUGACCCCCGGAUGGUUUGGCUGCAAGGACAAGACCACAUCGACCAGCAGCACGACUCUAAUGCCUGGUUCGACUCCGUCUCACGGUAUCACCGCCGCUCCUACGGCAACUCCCACAUUAGCUCCUACAAAGGCGCCUCCGUCAGAUCCCCACUGCCAACGGAGGUCCUGGUUCGGACGGUGCAAAGAAUACAAUCAGGCUAGCGAGAGCAAUAGUGAGGACUUGUGA